AGCCUUUUAAGUUCAAGCAGCAUUUACAUAUAUAAAUUUAUCAUUUGAUCAUCGUACACAAAUCGAAAUAUGCCUGACUGUGAGUUUUGUGCCUUUUGCCUUAUGCCCAAGGAGCAGCCGGUGGUCAUCCAAUGCAAACACUCAUUCUGCCAGCUCUGCAUGGAAAACUAUUGCAAAGCGGUGACUACGAAUCGACGUUGUCCACUUUGCCGCCAGGCAUUCGCUUUCUAUGAGAGCACUGCGGGCAUUCUAACCAUAACUGUCUUGGAUAGCGACGAUGAGGAUCCCGAUGAUGACUCCAGUUAUGAUGAUGACAAUGGACAACCACUUCAAGUAAAUAUGUUGCCCGCCAUUGCGGAGAGUCCCAUGGAAAGCAGCGAAAGCUUUUCAACUGCCGAUGAGGCUUCUAACUGGUCGGAGUCCUCCAAUGGCGACGAUGAGCUGCCCGACCAUGAUGACAAUGAACAUCCAUGUCAAUCCAAUUUGCGUCCCAUGGAAAGCAGCGAUAGCUGUCCAAGCGAGGAGGAGGAUUACAACUGGUCGGAAUUUUAAACACUGUGUUGUUGUUAU
This is a messenger RNA of Drosophila busckii, 570 nucleotides long. Its product is annotated as tripartite motif-containing protein 3-like. The coding region runs from base 70 to 552 and encodes 160 amino acids. The transcript is spliced from 2 exons. Lineage: Eukaryota; Metazoa; Arthropoda; Insecta; Diptera; Drosophilidae. Gene Ontology annotation, molecular function: metal ion binding. The record is from RefSeq and is a predicted model, not a curated record.